Molecule: messenger RNA, 970 nt
Organism: Papilio machaon (common yellow swallowtail)
Lineage: Eukaryota; Metazoa; Arthropoda; Insecta; Lepidoptera; Papilionidae
Product: circadian clock-controlled protein daywake
Exons: 6
Coding region: 171-926 (251 amino acids)
Source: RefSeq, a predicted model, not a curated record
CCAGUGGAUGACAUUGAGAGCGAGGUGUUUGUGCAAUAUCAGCUACGCCGCUCCUAUACCUCCGCAGAUCGAGCGCCUCUUGCAAUAUAUCCAAAGACAUUGCGACGCACUGGUCGCCCCAACGUAUACUAUUUUAAAUUGUAUUAGUCUCGUUAUAUACAAAACAUAAAAUGUUUAACGUAUUUGUAGUUUGUUUAUUCGUAGUUUUAGGAAAUAGUUAUGCAGCUAUUGAUAUCGCGCAAUAUGUGCCAGUUUGCGACAGAAAUGCACCCGACGUCAACGAUUGUCUAAUAGAUGCUGUAAAAAAGGGUCUUCUUGCUAUGAAGAAUGGAAUCAAGGACUUAGGUGUGCCAGCUAUUGAUCCAUUCCAUCAAAAAGAACUGAAGAUGGAAUACACUAACAAUCAGAUCUCUGGUAAGGUUUUAGUGACCGACACAUAUGUCGAAGGCGUCACAGAAUCCACGGUCAAAGAUGUAAGGCUGCGCGCCGAGGAUGACAGUUUUCAUAUGGAAAUCGAUAUGUUCAGCCCUCAAAUAUUUUGCAAGGGACGUUUUAGUGGUGGCGGAAGUUACAACGUUUUACGUGUCAACGCUUCUGGCGACUUUAACACAACGAUGAGUGACUUGACAUACACGUGGAAAUUGGACGGCACCCCUGAACAAAUUGACGGUGAAACUUAUGUUAGAAUAACAUCAUUCUACAUGCGACCCGAUGUUGGCAACAUGGUCACGCAUAUGACGAACGAAAAUCCCGAUAGCAAGGAAUUGACUGAUCUUGCCAUACGCAUUACAAAUGAAAAUUGGAGACUACUCUACCGCGAACUUCUACCUUUCGCACAGAGCAACUGGAACAAAAUCGGCAUACGUAUAGCCAACAAGAUCUUCCUAAAAGUACCAUACAACCAGUUAUUUCCCAUUAAAUCUUAAAUUGUGAAAUUACAACUUAAUAAUAAUUAUUUAUAUUUAUGAAA